Molecule: messenger RNA, 3036 nt
Organism: Mus caroli (Ryukyu mouse)
Lineage: Eukaryota; Metazoa; Chordata; Mammalia; Rodentia; Muridae
Gene: Lrguk
Product: leucine rich repeats and guanylate kinase domain containing
Cellular component (GO): cytosol
Molecular function (GO): GMP kinase activity; protein binding
Source: RefSeq, a predicted model, not a curated record
AAGAUGGCGUCCUUCGAGCGAAACCCCUCGAGAUGGAAAGGCACCCGUUUCCGGCAGGGUUUGGGCGCCUCUCGCAUUGCGGCCCAGGCGAUACUGUCGCUCACAGAAAAACAACGUCAGAGACGUUGGCCUUCUUUCCCCAUGGGUCUGAAGUCAAAAGGGACUUUCAGAAGCGCCUCCUCUUACCUCCUCCACCAGCUCAUCCACCGCUCUCAUGAGACAGAAGCGGAGCAAGAAGAGCAGCAACAGGAGGAAGGAGAAUCUGAAGAGUCAGAGGAGUCCGAAAUGCAGAAUUUGGAGGACGAGUAUGACGGGAUCCUGAGAGAGGAGGCCGUGGCUGAGGCACUCACUGGAUUGGGGUGGUCAGGCCGUGGCACGGAGCAGGUUUACCUCAACCUGAAUCUAUCGCACUGUGAGUUGGUCGACAUCAGCAUUCUGUGCGGCUAUGUCCACCUGCAGAAGUUGAAUCUUUCGGGAAAUAGAAUCGAAGAUUUGUCUUGUGUGAGCUGCAUGCCGUAUCUUCUAGAACUAAAUGCUUCUCAGAACAAGCUGACUGCCUUCUUCAAUUUCAAACCACCCCAAAAUCUCAAGAAGGUGGAUUUUUCCUCCAACCUGAUUUCCGAGAUGUAUGACCUGUCAGCGUACCAUACUCUCACUCAACUAAUUUUGGACAACAACGAGAUAGAAGAAAUCACUGGGCUAGAGAACUGCAUCAGCCUGACCCACCUUAGUCUGGCUGGCAACAAGAUCACUACCAUCAAAGGCUUAGGGACAUUACCCAUCAAAGUGCUUUCUUUGAGUAACAACAUGAUUGAGACCAUCACAGGUUUGGAGGAGCUGAAAGCCUUGCAGAACCUGGACCUGUCCCACAAUCAGAUCAGCAGCCUCCAGGGCUUGGAGAACCAUGACCUCCUGGAAGUGAUUAACCUGGAGGAUAACAAGAUUAAGGAGCUGAGUGAAAUAGAAUACAUUGAAAAUCUUCCUAUCCUUCGAGUUCUCAAUCUGCUAAGGAAUCCAAUUCAGAUCAAGCCCGAGUACUGGUCCUUCGUGAUAUAUAUGCUGCUGCGACUGACAGAGUUAGACCAGCAGAAGAUUAAGGUAGAAGAAAAGGUUUUUGCAGUGAAUAAGUAUGACCCUCCCCCUGAGGUGGUUGCUGUCCAAGAUCACAUGACCCAUGUUGUCAACAGCAUGUCGCAGCCACAGAGGAUCUGGGACAGCACCCUGCCGAGUCUGGAUGCCCCUUAUCCCAUGCUCAUACUAACUGGGCCUGCAGCUUGCGGGAAACGAGAGCUCGCCCACCGCCUCUGCAGACAGUUUAGUACUUACUUCAGAUAUGGGGCCUGUCACACCACAAGACCGCCUUACUUUGGUGAAGGGGAUCGAGUUGAUUAUCAUUUCAUUUCCCAAGAAGUUUUUGACGAAAUGCUGAGCAUGGGGAAAUUUAUUUUAACAUUUAAUUAUGGCAAUCACAAUUAUGGAUUAAAUAGGGACACGAUAGAAGGUAUUGCAAGAGAUGGAUUAGCAAGCUGCAUACAUAUGGAAUUGGAAGGUGUAAGAAGUUUGAAAUAUUCCUAUUUUGAGCCUCGAUAUAUCUUGGUGGUGCCUAUGGACAAGGAAAAAUAUGAGGGAUACUUGCGGAGAAAGGGAUUGUUCAGUCGCGCAGAAAUCGAAAUUGCCGUCUCCAGGGUGGACCUUUAUGUUAAAGUUAACCAGAAAUAUCCAGGAUAUUUUGAUGCAGUAAUCAAUGCAGAUGACCUGGACAUUGCCUACCAAAAGCUCAGCGAGCUCAUUAGAGAAUACCUGGGGUUGACUGAGACAGCUGCUAAGACCUUGGCUCCAACUGCAGAUACUAAGACGUCGUCUUACCUGAAAUGCGAAGACUAUUCUAGGAAGUCCAGUACGGUUGAAUUCUUGGAUUCAACAGACAGAAACUACUUUACCAAAUUAUGGGCCAAACUUUCAUCCAAAAAGUCACCAGUGGAAAGAGAGUCUCUCCACAGACAGCAUGAGGCAGCCCGGCAGGCACUCAUGGGGAAGACGCCCCGGGAUCACACGCUCCUGUUUCAAAGGGGUCCAGUACCGAUACCUACUGUCAGUGGCCAACAGUAUUUUGCAACAAUAGAUGAACUACAGAAAACGUUUGAGCUCUCUGACGAUCACUUUAAAAUCCCCUCUGGACCAUACCCUGAAACAAGCAAGGAUUCCAAUAUUUCUAAGAGAUAUUCUACAUACUUUCAUACUUGUCCAUGGUCCAAAGAACUUCCCUUUCAGCUUCCAGAGGGUGGGGUCUCAUCGCGCCCAGGAUCAGCAGGGAGUGAUGAAGUCGACGGGGCAUUGAAAGCUCUUCGUGUAGCAUCAUCUAUGCAGGAAAAAGUGGCCCAGCACAAAAGACUGUCUGCGAUUACAAUAAUGGACCCGGGUUCCAACACCAAACCCACCCUUCCUCCGAUCCCACACGGCCGCAGAUAGACCAGCACUGGGAUCUUGGAUCUGGCGAACAGACCAGCGCUGUUGCCAUCUCAUCUAAACACGCAGAAGGAGUUCAGUCCUUCCGCCUGGCCUGGCCACGGGUCUCAGCUGUUUCUCAUUCACACGACUCAUGACCAAAGAAAGAUUCUAAAUCUCUUGAUCAAUUUACACUGUGAUUCUCUGAAGAGCAUCUUUUAUUGAUUUUUGUUUUGCAUGUUAGUUAUUCUUAGCUUUGAAAAAUGUUAUUUGAGUUUUUCUCUUCCCACAACUGAUUUUCCCAGAGAUUCCUGUUCUGAGAUCUCAGAUACCAAAAAUCUCCCUACAUUUUUUCAUUUUAUGUACAAUGGGUCCUUUGGCUUUAUCUAACUACGAUUGUAUGGCUCAGAGUUCCAGGACUAUGAUGAUUCACCCAAAAUAUUAAUGUUUUUGUUCUAAUUAUGAAAACAUGAUAGAGCACCAUUUAACUUGUGACCAACAUCAUAUCUACUGCAUCUCUCAAAGAGAAUUAAUAUAAUUUGGGGGAGCUCUUUAGUACCGUUAAGGAAUAAAAAAAAUAUAUUUCCUUUU